CACUGUAGACACAGCAAACCUCAUAGCAGGGGAAAGGUUUUCAGGGAAGAAAAUCAGAGAGGAAAGGAGAAGAGACUUGGGAACUAGAGUGUCUUGGAGUCUCAACCAUGGUUUAGAGCUUCAUUAUUGAAAGUGAUUAAAGGAGCAGAACAAGAUUUUGGAAAGAGGAGAAGUUGGAAUCUUGAAACCCUUCCCCAUUCACUUUUUCAAGACUUUCUAUCCAGAUAGAGAUGGAUGAGAUGGAUGUCGGAUGUUACCUCCAACGGAUUGGAUUCCAAGAUGCCUCCACGUGCCCUUCUUUGGAGACCCUGAAGGGCCUCCACCGUUCCCAUCUCUUCUCCGUACCCUUUGAGAGCCUCAGCAUCCAUUGUCAGGAGCCCAUCUGCCUGGAAUUGCCUCGUUUGUAUGAGAAGAUUGUCCAAAACCACCGCGGUGGCUUUUGUUAUGAACUGAACGGACUUUUCCGGUGGUUGUUGCAAACUUUGGGAUUUGACACCAAAAUCUUAGCGGCACGUGUCUGCAACCGCUUCACACAGUGUUAUGGUCCUCCAUUGGACCACUUGAUCCUUUUGGUAGACUUGGACGGACAGCAGUUCCUGUGCGAUGUUGGGUUCGGAGAAGGUUUCCUGGAACCGUUAGAGUUGAAGCCGGAGGUGGAACAAGUUCAAGAAGGAGGCAUAUUUUGGUUGAGCCUGGAAGGAGCUACCUGGGUACUGGAAUAUCGGGAAAUUUCUGGAGAGAGGGGGAGAUUCCUCUAUAAAUUCACCCUAGAGGAGAAGCAACUGGAAGACUUUUAUGAUAUGUGUCUUUACCACCAGACAUCACCCUGUUCUAUCUUCACCUGCAAAUCCUUUUGUUCAUUGCGCAAAGCAGCUGGUGGACGUCUGACCUACAUGGGUCAGCGGCUCAUUUCCACAACCGGAAAGGAGCGUAUGGAAACGGUCUUGCAGGACUCCGAGAUCCCAACCAUUCUCUUUGAUCAAUUUGGGAUCAAACUGAAGAGUUUUGAACCCAAGGAUGAAAAAAUCCUGCCGCCUCCUCAACAAGAUUAACCAGUGGGGGAGAAGCCAAAAGGGCGAUCUCUUUUUAGAUUGUAAUGAAAUAUGGAAUUGGGCAGGUUGAUUUAUUAAGGAUCUGUGGUUAUCUCUUGAACAAGAUUAAUUCCUGGGGAAAGCCAAAGGUGAUCAGUUUUACAUUGUAAUCAAAUAUGGAUUAGGGCAGAUUGAUUGAUGAAGGAUCUAUUGAAGAUCAUGCCCGGGAUCAUGCUUGUGAUUCUGUAAGGGUUAAGAGAUACUUCAACUAAGUUUGGAUAGCCUACUGAUUAGUGGUAUAGUGUUGUAACAAUUACUGGAUCAUCAUUUAGAUUUUUAAGGAACCCUGCAUGUGAUUUUGCCUGUGUUUGCACACUUAUCAAUGACUGCUACAUAAAAGAUGAA
This is a messenger RNA of Ahaetulla prasina, 1436 nucleotides long. RefSeq names its product arylamine N-acetyltransferase, pineal gland isozyme NAT-10-like. NCBI's taxonomy places the organism in Eukaryota, Metazoa, Chordata, Lepidosauria, Squamata, Colubridae. The record is from RefSeq and is a predicted model, not a curated record. Bases 231 to 1052 code for a protein of 273 amino acids. The transcript has a single exon. Gene Ontology annotation, molecular function: acetyltransferase activity.